CAUUGUUACUGUUGGUAUUUGGCACUUAGUUUGUUUUGAUCGCUUUUUGUGAUUUAUUCUUCAGUUUUACUGUGUUUGUGUUAGUUGUACGUAGAGAGUAAUAAAUCUACCCAUCUAUUAAAAAUGAGUCGUCGCAAGCGUGCUAGGGUUGAAACCCGCGAAAUAGAUGAAAAAUUGAAACAAGAGGAUUCUGAAUCAGACCAGUCUGAGAAGAGUAAAGUGAUUUCAUCUAGUCCCUCUACUGUUGCCGGUCGCAGGGAAUCUUCUUCGAGUCGUACGAAUGAAUCUAAAAAGGAAGAAAAACCGAUAAUAAUUGAAGAAAUGAAAAGCGAAGAUAUUGAGGAAGUAAAUUAUAAAGAAAUGCUUAAUAGUUUGGAAGGUGCAGCUUUUCAGUCAAGGUUGCCAUUUGAUAAGAUGUCAUCAUUAGAAGCAGAGUGCUUCUCAGAUUUGCAAGGACCAUCGGCUCAAGCAUUUAUUCAAAUAAGAAACCGUGUAUUGAAACUUUGGUUUGAAGAUCCUAAAAAGCAACUGACACAAGAGCAAGCUAUUCAAAAAAUGGAACCACCCUAUAAUGUGGAUCCAGUGUUGGUAUUGAGGACUCAUGCUUUCUUAGAAAGACAUGGUUUUAUAAACUAUGGCAUAUAUGAGAGAAUUUCUCCAAUUCCAUCACCACCUAAAGGAAAACAGAGACCUAAAGUCAUCAUCAUUGGUGCAGGUGUAUCGGGAUUGGCCGCAGCUCGCCAAUUGCAAUCGUUCGGGUGUGAAGUUGUCAUAGUGGAGGGACGAGAGCGUGUCGGCGGGCGCAUAGUGACGUACCGUAAAGGACCGUAUGUAGCAGAUCUUGGAGCGAUGGUCGUAACUGGUCUAGGCGGGAACCCGGUCACAACGCUCUCGGUUCAAAUGAACAUGGAGUUGCAUAAAAUUAAACAGAAAUGCCCCUUGUAUGAGGCGACUGGCAACCAAGUGCCGAAACAUAAGGAUGAAAUGGUCGAGCGCGAGUUUAACCGCCUGUUAGAUGCUACCUCGUACCUGUCCCACCAAGUGGACUUCAAUUAUUAUGACGAUACUCCAGUGUCUCUGGGCCAAGCCCUGGAGUGGGUAAUUAAGCUGCAACAGAAGAAUGUUAAGCAUAAACAGAUAUCACACCUGAAAGCAUUUAUAACUUUGCAAGAGAAACUUAAGAAUAACAUAAAUAAAAUGGCGGACAUAAAGGAGCUUCUCAAAUCUAUGAAGACGGAGAAGGAAACAUUACUAGCUGACAAAGAUAAAGUGACCGCAGAAGAUGGUGGAAUCUUGUACGAGUUUAACUUGAGGAGGCUGAAUCGAGAGUUGAAUAAACUGUGCAACGAAUACGAGGCCAUGGUCAAACAGAACGCUACCAUUGAGGAUAAGUUGACCCAGCUGGAGGCGAACCCGCCGAGCUCGGUGUACCUGUCGGUGCGCGACCGCCAGAUACUGGACUGGCACUUCGCGAACCUGGAGUUCGCGAACGCGACGCCGCUCGCCAACCUGUCGCUCAAGCACUGGGACCAGGACGACGACUUCGAGUUCACCGGGAACCACUUGACAGUUCGCAAUGGAUAUUCGUGCGUACCCGUGGCUUUGGCUGACGGAUUGGACAUCAGGCUGGGCACGUCCGUCUCGGAGAUAUCUUACGCGGGUCCAGGUGUCACGGUGAAGGCAGUAAACCCGAGGGCGCCUGGUCAAACGCAAACAUUUAAAGGUGACGUAGUAUUGUGCACUCUACCACUGGGGGUGCUGAAGGUGGCCGUCGCGAACAAUGGCCAGAAUCAGCAGAACUUUGUGCAGUUCGACCCGCCGCUGCCUGACUGGAAGGUGGCGGCAAUAAAGCGGCUGGGUUACGGGAACUUGAACAAAGUUGUGUUGUGCUUUGAGCGCACUUUCUGGGACCCGAGCGCGAAUCUAUUUGGUCACGUUGGGACUACAACCGCCAGCCGAGGUGAAUUGUUCCUCUUCUGGAACCUGUAUAGCGCGCCAGUACUGUUGGCGCUGGUGGCCGGCGAAGCGGCUGCGGUUAUGGAAAACGUGACUGAUGACGUCAUAGUGGGCAGAUGCAUCGCCGUGCUCAAGAGCAUCUUCGGUCACGCAGCGGUGCCGCAGCCUAAGGAGUGCGUGGUGACUAGAUGGCGCGCGGAUCCGUUCGCAAGAGGCUCGUACAGCUUCGUAGCGGUUGGCUCGUCGGGCGCAGACUACGAUUUGCUGGCGGCCCCCGUGCCUGAUGCAUCCGGUGAAAACAGGCUUUUCUUUGCUGGUGAACACACGAUGAGGAACUACCCGGCGACCGUGCACGGCGCGUUCCUCUCCGGGCUGCGCGAGGCGGGCCGGCUCGCCGACCUGCUGGUGCCGCUGCCGCCAGUCACCAACGCCACCGUGGCGGCCGCCACCGCCAAUGUCAACCACUCUUGAUAGACAGGUGUGAUUAGUUGCUACUCUUAAACUCUAGUGACUAGUUUUUGAGUUAGCGUAGAAUACGUUUGAGUUGCAAAGUUUUUGUUGUAGACUGCUUAUGAGUUAGAUAGGAAAGUUAUAAGUUCGUUCAUUUUAGAAGUUGCAAAUACAUAUGUUAACCACACGCGAUGGACAGAGUUAUUCCUCAAACCUACUCCUAACGUACUAGGUUUGAGUUAUGGUAGAAUACUUUUGAGUCAGGUACUUUCGGGUUAGGCGGUUAUACUUUUGAAUUAGGCGUCGACUACUAACGCUAAUGUGGCCAUUGCUCCUAGAUUAGUUAUGAGCUAUAGAAGGUUAUUUUUGACUUUAAAUGGUUUUGUCGUGUUUUACUUACCAGAUCUUGAAAAAGUUUGCUCUAUUUUUACAUGUGAUUUAGUAAUUUGUAUAAAUGAACCUCAAAAGUUUUAUGUGUUUUUUCAAUAAGUACGUGGUAGAUAAUUAUAUGUAUUAGUUCAUUAAAUCUUCACAUAGCAAAUUAUUCUUCUCAUAAUAAGUCAUUCAUCUAAAUAAUUGUAGGACGAUUAAUAAUUCUGCAUUUGUUAUGAGAGCUAUUCAUUUUAUUUUUAGGAGUUUUCCAAUUCUAGGCACGAUAGACUGAUCAGCUUGAUAUUGUAGUAGAUUUUUAGUGUAGUUUACUUUUUAUGUGUCACAUUUUUGUAUGCGUUUGGUUAAUUUAUGAUGUUCUAUCGGAUUAUAAGCGGAACAUAAUUGUCGACCAUUUUUACUCUAAUCGGUGUAUCUUCAUAUAAAUUACAAUUUCUUGUUGGACAGUAUUGUAUCAAUUUUAUCAUAAUAUUUAAUAUUAAUAGAUUUGCAAUUGUUUAGAAUAGACAUUUCGUGUUUUUUAAUUCCUGUCAGUAAAAAAGAUUGCGUUUAUUACUGUAGGAUCUUAAGU
Zerene cesonia (dogface butterfly) is the source of this 3367-nucleotide messenger RNA. RefSeq names its product lysine-specific histone demethylase 1A (gene Su(var)3-3). The record is from RefSeq and is a predicted model, not a curated record. The coding region runs from base 124 to 2427 and encodes 767 amino acids. Gene Ontology annotation, molecular function: oxidoreductase activity; flavin adenine dinucleotide binding; protein binding. NCBI's taxonomy places the organism in Eukaryota, Metazoa, Arthropoda, Insecta, Lepidoptera, Pieridae. Gene Ontology annotation, biological process: regulation of DNA-templated transcription. Gene Ontology annotation, cellular component: nucleus. The transcript is spliced from 16 exons.